Molecule: messenger RNA, 1914 nt
Organism: Lachancea fermentati
Lineage: Eukaryota; Fungi; Ascomycota; Saccharomycetes; Saccharomycetales; Saccharomycetaceae
Source: the annotation of a GenBank genome assembly
AUGAAUUAUGAAGACGACCUAGGUGCACCAGUUUGGGACGAUCUAGCCCCAAAGCCAGAGAAUGAUCCCACAGUUGAUCAAUUAGCACAGAACCUGGGAGAUUUGUCUUCGACGGAACAUGCUGUGUCACUAGAACAUAGUGCUUGGUCUGAAGACGGUGGAGAGAAAGAAGAUAAACACAAAGAAGCUGCGGAUGAAGAAGGACCCGAAAGUUCCAAGACUUUGUUAUCGUCGCUAGCACCAGAGGAAGAUCCUCUUUCCGAUUUAUCUGCAAGUAAUGUCAUUACGUCGCCUACCAAGGAUGAUCCCUUAUUUUCUGGUAGUACCAAAUCUCCAUUGAGGGUGUCCGACUCUGAUUUCACAGCUAGAAUUUCAGAAACAUCCUUAUCCUCAAGAAAGUAUGGCAAACCACAGAGGUUGUUUAGUUCGACGCGGCUGCGCCGCCAUCCUCUCACAGAUGAACAGAAGAAAGAUCUCUUCGUCGACCCGUUGGCCAUCAAAGGUACCACUCAAGAUGACGAUUUUGUUGAUGAGUCUUUGGAAUAUGAUACUGAGCAGGCAAGCAGCAAGCAAGACAUUAUGCAGCAAGUUGACGCUCCGCUUUUUAAAUUAUCGCCUAGAAAGUCACCAAAUACUACCCCUCAUGUUAAACAUAUAGCCCAACCCGACAAUGAUGAAGAACUUUCUAACUCAUCAAAACAAGUAGAAGAAUCAUCAAAUGAAUUUGUGAUUGAGGUCGUUGACCCUGUCAAAGUUGGUGAUUUAACAUCUGCUCAUAUGGAGUAUACCGUUUGGACAAGGUAUCAAAAUACAGAUAACCCUGAAACAAGAGUUCAGCGGAGAUAUAGGGAUUUCAGAUGGUUAUAUCGUCAAUUACAAAGCAAUAAUUGGGGUAAGAUAAUUCCUCCACCACCAGAAAAACAGGCUGUUGGUCGAUUCAAAGAUGACUUCAUAGAAAACAGAAGAUUUCAAAUGGAAAGGAUGUUGAAGAAAAUAGCACAAGAUGCAGAAUUACAAAGGGACAUUGAUUUUGUGAUGUUCUUGACUAGUAAUAAUUUCAGUCAGGAUUCAAAAGUAAGGGAGAAUUUGACAGGAUCUAACGCAUCUAGUGAUAGCAACGAUAUCUCUGAAAUCCACAUCAGUGAAAUAGAAUUGCUUGGUGAAGAGGACGCUGUCAAUGUAAUGAGAAAUGGUGGUAUUGAUGAAUCCCAUAAAGGAUUUAUGAGUAUUUCUUUUUCUUCUUUACCUCGAUACAAUGAACCAGAUCAGUUCUUUGUAGACCAACGCCAAUCUGCGGAUAUUCUGGAGGAACAAUUAAGGCAACUUUACAAGUCACUCGAAUUGGUUGAUACACAAAGGAAUGAGCUAGCUUCUGUAACUGAGGAGUUUGCUCAGAGCGUAAAACCUUUAGAAGAGUUGGAAGUGACUAAGGAAGGAUCUACACUUUUGUCCAAUUUCGCUGAAGUUCAUUUAAGAUUGAAGGAAUCUCUGCAAAGAAGUUCCAUGCAGGAAGCAUUGACUUUAGGAGUUACAAUCGAUGAAUACUUGAGAUCGUUAGGAAGUAUCAAAGCCACUCUGAACCAGCGUGCAAAGCUAGGGUACUUUCUUAUGAUUGUUGAAAAUGAUUUGAAUAAAAAACAAUCGCAACUUGAGAAAUUAAACCGAAAUAUGAAAAGUCAUACAGAUAAAAUUAAUGCGACCACUAAAGAGGCCCAAAUACUGCAGAAAAGAUUUUCUAAAAUUAAACAGAAGUGGCAGGACAUUGGUGAAACCAUCAGGCAGGAAUUGAGCAAACACGAUCAAGAAAAAGUUAAAGAUUUUAGAAACAACAUGGAGAUAUUUUUAGAGUCUGCUAUCGAAUCUCAAAAGGAAUGCAUAGAGCUUUGGGAAACCUUUUAUCAGAAUAAUUUGUAG